This is a messenger RNA of Trichomonas vaginalis G3, 4539 nucleotides long. Its product is annotated as nuclear pore membrane glycoprotein GP210-related family. Bases 1 to 4539 code for a protein of 1512 amino acids. The record is from RefSeq and is a predicted model, not a curated record. The transcript has a single exon. NCBI's taxonomy places the organism in Eukaryota, Parabasalia, Trichomonadida, Trichomonadidae.
AUGUUAUCUUUCCUAUUUCUCCAUGGCUGUUCGAAAAUCCAAUUUUCGGAAUACAACAUUGUGCUGCCAUUUAAAUUAAAAGACCAUAAAUCACCCACAUUUAAUCUCACAGCUUAUAGAGGUAAUGUUAAAUUUGUUUCAUUAAACGAAAAACUUUUAACCGUUCAACCUAAUCCAUCAAGAAGAGAUCAGAGCUCUGCUAUGUUAGUUGUUCAUCAUGAAGGACCAAAUCCAGAACGAGUUAAUAUAAGUGUUACCUCUCCAAGCGAUGAACCGAUCAUAUUUCCUGUUUAUAUUGAAGGAAUUCAUUCAGCUGUUAUUGAGACAAGACGAAAAUACUUAUACACUAAUAUAACCAUCGAUGAAUAUAGUAUAAAACCGAAAAAUGAAUUUGGAGACAUUAUUGAAACACUUGACGGCUACGACGUUGAGUGGAUCUUUAAUUCCUCAGUAAUCAGACGUUUGUCCCAAGGUGAAAUAGAUCGUGACACAAUCGGUAGUAAACUCGAAUCCCACAUUUUCGUUCAAGGCAUUUUACCCGGUAAGUUCUCCCUAGGUGCCAAGAUCGCCAACACAGUUAUUGUUCCUAACGUUACAAUCACAAUUAUUGAUCCAAUUUAUCUUCUUCCAAGCUCCAAGACAAUGCUUCCAGGAUGCAAUUUCCAAGCUAAGCUUUGCAAGAAAAAUUACAACACAUAUAACAACAGUUGUGAUCAGAUCGAUCUUCCAAAAGAAAAGUACUUCUUCAGUUCUCAAGAUGAAAAUAUAGUUACAGUUGACCAAAGUGCCAGAAUUCACGCUGUUCAUAUCGGUACCACACAAGUCCGUGUUACAAAUAAAGAAUUCGCCCUUAACAGAGUUGAUAUGAAUAUAGAAGUUGUUUCGCCAUCAAAGAUAUUCAUUCCAGAACAAUGGAUUAUAAUAGGAGAAGCACCAUCGACUGAUGGCGCAAUAUUCUAUGAUCAUAAUAAUAAUAUACUUGACAAACCAGCUCACAUUGAUUGGCAACUCACAGAUGAAUAUAAGAAUCUUGGUAAUCACACAGUUACCGCUACUGCUUUUGGUAAGUCAACACAAUUCAGAGUCCAUGUUUACGAGAGACCAAGAUUUGAUCCAGAUGAUGUUGUUCUACCACUUCACCACAAUGAAUAUUAUCCCAACCUUAUUUAUGGCAGUGGUGAUUUCACAUGGAGCACACCCAAUAUUAAAGGAAUUAUCAUUGGCAUGUUCCAUAACAUCAUCUCCUACGAAGUUGGCAAGUAUCAAGUCAUUGCACACGACAACAUAUUGAAUGUUGAUGCAAUCCUCCAUGUCACCAUUGAAAAAAUGGUUGAUCCAAGAUUUGUAUUCCCACGUACAGAGUUCAUUCCAAACGAGAAUGUCAGCUACACAUUCCAAGUCAGAUCUCAGGGUGGAAGACCAUUCACACACCUUGAUCCAUUCACUGUCACAUCAGCACAGCCAAACAUUGUUCAUGAUUCGGAUGAUAUCCUUACAUCUAUUUCCAAAGGCUUUGCAACAAUCACAUGCAAGAUCACAGACUACGAACAAAUCACAUUAAUUGGUGUUUAUGAACCACUAUCUGUUACAAAGAUUAUCACCGUUGAUAAUGUUGAAGAAGAAACACCAAAUCUCGACCGCCAAGAUGGUCCAAUGCAAUGGCCGGAUUCUAAGAAACCAAAGGCUACAAUCACAUGUGGCAAUGCCAAAGUAGAAUUAAUUGAUGACACUUAUCUUCGCUUACGUAGCUCAUACAAUGGCAUGUGCAAACUCAGUGUUGUUAACGAGAAGACAGCGGCUAACCCAUCUCCCAGACCAGAUUCUGUUGAAUUCCAAGUCAGAGCUAUCAAGAUUGAUUCAAUAGCAAUCGUAGUUAUUGAUCCUAAGUCAAAGAACAUUCCAGAGAGUGGACUUGCUAAAUCAACAGUUAAUACUACUGAGAUCCUUGAUUUACAGGGCAAGGAUGUCAAAAUCCCAGCAAUUCAUCAGCCAGAACUCAAGAUCUUUGCUUUUUCAGAAGGUAAAAAUCUAAUUGGUGAAUAUUCUCAUCCAAAGCAGAUCAUUCAAGUUGGUGACAGAGUCUUCAACAAGACAUCUCAGAUUCCAUUACUUGACGAUGAAACUCUUAUUACUGUUAUCAUGCCAGAAUCAUUACAAGUCAGACCAGUUUCAGUCAAAGUCAUUCCAAUUCAGAAGAUCACUUUACAAGAAAACAUCUCCAUUUAUGAUAAAUCCGAAACUGGUGUCAGCAUCCCAAUUUCUGGCGGCACAGGAAACUAUACUAUUGUUUCUGGAUCAGGUGCCACAAUCGAUGGUAACUCUCUUACAUUGAUGCCAUCAAAGGCUAACCUUGAAAGAAAGGUUACAGUCAAGGACUAUUUCAUUGAUGAAUAUAAGGAAACAAUAGUUGUCCGAACAGAAGCACCAGCUAGACUUGUCAUUGAAGGCCCGGAUGUCUGUGUAGUUGGAACUAUUGUUAGAUUCAAACCACACGUUCUCAGCGCAUUCAACAACGAAAUCCCAACAACAUUUGAAGAUUACACAGCAUCUACUCCAGGAUUAACUCAUGAUCAUGACAAUGAGUGGGCGAUUACUGCUACUUCCGAGGGCAGAAUCGACAUUGUCAUGUCAGCAUUAGGGUUAUCUGGUUCUAGGAUAUUAAUCGUGCUCAACAAGAUCAUGAUUGACCCAGAGAACGUCACAAUGUUCCCAGGCGAAACAUUAAUCCCACACAUCAUCGGUGCUGGCAAGAACGACAUUGUUAUAUUCAGCACAACAGAUAAAGAUGUUGCCAACAUGGACGGUAACAUUCUCAGAGCAGUCAGUGCAGGAAAAUGUGUUAUUACCGCCCGCAUCGAAGGCAAACCAAUUCUUGGUGAAGCCAACCUUACUAUUCACGUUCUUCACAUCAAAGAUUUCAAGAUCCUUCAGUUCCCAGAACACCCAUACGUUGAUUCCAUCAUCCAUUUGACUCCAAUCUUUGAAACAGACAUUGGACCAAUUAUCCCAAGAACAACUACUUGGAUUAUCGAAGGAAACAACCAGUGGGAGAAGCUCUAUGAUAACUCCGUCAUCAUUAGAGCCAAUAGCAAUCAAUCAAUUUAUGUUAAUGUUACAAGUCUUCUUGAAUCAGUUGCACAGUACAUCGAAGUUGAUGACAAACUUGAACUUGAGACACCAAGAGAAAUAUCAAUCCCAGUUAACCAUCCAUACACAAUCAAAGUAAAGAACAACCUUCCAGCCAACCACUCAGUCCUUUGCAGCGAAAAGGGAUUGAAUGUCCAAAAUGGAACAAUCACUGGCACAAAACCAGGAAGAUACGUCGUUAAGACAGAUUACAAGCAGCAGUGGCAAGUUACACAAGUCACUGUUUCAACACCAGAAGAACUCUAUUUACAGACUGACGCAGCUUCAAUCCUUCCAAUUCCAUUAGACAUCAAUGGACAGCAGUACACAGAGUUCUCUCAUGACAACCUUAAGUACAACGUUUCCAAAGAGGCCAUUCUCAACAACGAAAGAUACUCAUUCGGUGAAGUCGAAGAGCCAACAUAUGUCCAGUUCACAUUCGCUGAUGGAAAGAACUAUGCUGUUAAGAACACUACAUUGAUUUCCCAUUCCAUGGUUUAUCCAGAAGCUCCAUUUGUAAUGAAGGGUGCAUCACUUCAGUUCUCUUGCGCUGCCAAACGCCCAAGAUGGUCAUCAUCCAACGACUAUGUUGUCACAAUCAAUGAUUACGGUCUUGCCAAGGCUGUAAAGGGCGGAAGAUCCACAAUCUCUUGCGACAACAAGCAUACAACUCCAAUCACAGUCGUUGAAUUGAGACAAAUCCAAAUCAACGAGCGCAUUCCAAUGAAGGAGUAUGCCAUUGAGCCAUCGUAUACAGGAGCAAUCGGAUCUGCUGCAGGACAACAAGUUUAUCUUCCAAAUGAUAUCCAGUUGUCAUGCUCAUGGAAUGCUCCAUCAUGUGGUGAAGUUAAGGUUGUCAGUCCUAAUAACUUGUCCAAUGCUUAUUGCCAAGUUAUACUAUAUUCUAAGAGAACAUGCCCACAAUACAUUGAUUUGAACGCUACAAUUACUUCAAGAAUCACAGGACUUGAGGUCACAGGACACAAGAAGAUCAUCUAUGAGUCUGAUGUUUGGGGAGUUCCUUCAUACAUGCAGAUCAUGUUGACAAAGGAACAUCCUUCCAAGUUCAUCCCAGUCAAGCCAUCCAAGGAUGAAAUCAUUGUUUAUAAGGAUGCACAUUAUGAAGUAGAAUUCCCAGAAAACGGUGGAUUUAUCAUCAAGGCCACAAAGAGAUUCAACGGACAAGGAAAGGUCAUACUCGAAUACAACGGAACAAAGACUGAAGCUGUUGGCGAAAGAGUAGAAAUAGACAUUAACCCAACAAACGUAGCUGUAGUACAGCCAAACUUGUGGGAUAGAUUACUCUUCAUCCUCUCUGUUAUCUGCACAGUAGUCCUUGGUUUAUACGCUGCUUACAUGUUAGGACAGAGUGGAAACUUACCUGCUUUCUCUCCUUAUAAGACUCGAAACUAA